Molecule: messenger RNA, 1465 nt
Organism: Tripterygium wilfordii
Lineage: Eukaryota; Viridiplantae; Streptophyta; Magnoliopsida; Celastrales; Celastraceae
Product: protein NDL2
Exons: 11
Coding region: 90-1148 (352 amino acids)
Source: RefSeq, a predicted model, not a curated record
UGGAAGGAAAAACCAUUGUAUUCUCAAAUUGAGCGAGAGAGAGAGAGAGGGAGGGAGAGAGGGAGAGGGAGGGAGGGAGGGCGAGGGAAAUGGCAGAUUCAAGCGACUCGGUGUCCAUUGAUAUCGAAACGAUCUCUCUUGGUGGGAAGGAGCAUCUUAUAGAAACUCGCCAAGGUGCUAUUUCUGUUGCUGUAUAUGGAGAUCAGGACAAGCCAGCUCUAAUCACUUAUCCUGAUUUAGCUCUAAAUUAUAUGUCCUGCUUUCAAGGACUAUUCUUUUGUCCAGAAGCAUGUUCCUUGCUCCUCCACAAUUUCUGCAUAUAUCAUAUUAGUCCUCCUGGGCAUGAGCACUUUCUUCAAGAAACAUUGCAGUUAGGAGCUGCCACUAGCACCCCGCAUGACCCUUUGCUUUCUGCUGAUGACUUGGCAGAUCAGAUUGUGGAGGUUCUCAACUUCUUUAGGCUUGAUGCAGUAAUGUGUAUGGGGGUUACAGCUGGCGCUUACAUUCUUACCCUCUUUGCUAUGAAAUACAGACAACGGGUUCUUGGUUUGAUACUUGUUUCUCCUCUUUGCAAAGCACCCUCUUGGACAGAAUGGUUGUAUAACAAGGUGCUAUUGAAUUUAGUAUACUACUAUGGCAUGUGUGGAGUCGUGAAGGAGUUACUGCUAAAGCGGUAUUUUAGCAAGGAGGUUCGUGGUUGUUCUCAAGUGCCAGAAUCAGACAUAGUUCUGGCCUGCAGAAGAUUGUUGGAUGAAAGGCAGAGCUUGAACGUGUGGAGGUUUCUCGAAGCAAUGAAUGAGAGGCCAGACAUCACUGAAGGAUUGAGAAUGCUGCAAUGCCGUUCUCUAAUUUUUGUUGGGGACAGUUCUCCGUUUCACUCUGAGGCGGUUCACAUGACUUCGAAACUAGAUAGAAGAUACAGUGCCUUGGUUGAGGUUCAAUCAUGUGGGUCAAUUGUAACUGAGGAACAGCCUCAUGCCAUGUUGAUCCCGUUGGAGUACUUUCUCAUGGGAUAUGGUAUGUACAGGCCGCCUAAGUGUAGUGUCAGCCCAAGAAGUCCCUUGAGUCCGCUUUGCAUCUCACCAGAGCUUUUAUCACCAGAAAGCAUGGGUUUGAAGUUGAAACCAAUAAAAACGCGAAUGUCUUGACAGGUUUUGCGAAGAGGCUGUAAAAUUUUCUUUUUGUUAUCUAUUUACUUACAGACGUUUCAAAUUUCUUUCAUUUGUUUUAAUAGGAUGAGAAGGGAGAUCAAUAGACAUUUGUAGAUAAGAUGGAAAAGAGGAAAUAUAGGUGAAUAGAAAUGUUAGGAAGAAAGCAAAUGGUGUCAUUCAUUCUUUUGUAAUUAUAAAAUCAUUAGUUCCUUCCAAUCACCAAGUUCUCUGUAAAAUUCUCAUAAUAAGUUCUUCGACCAUCCAUAUCGAAUGAUAGUGAUAUAUCAAUAUGAGAGGUUAGCUUGUUGAUUCAA